AUGACCUUCGCCGCCCUGCUAGACGAAGACAAGUCUCCAAAGUCGAACGCACCCAGCGCGCCGAAGUCGAGUGUGUUGAAAUCGACCGUGCUGAAGCCGAACGUGUUGAAAUCGAGCGCACACAAUGGCGGCCACAAUAACGUGGAAGUUGCUCGGUCGGACGGUUUGGCAUGGUACCAGGCGUUGUUAAGUGAACUGUUGGCGGCUGGUGGCGAGAGUGCGGACCCGAUUCAGCAGUUGACGAUUGCGGGUGUGUUUUGCGCUGCCGUUCCGUCGAGUGUGGCGGACAAGCAAUUGUUGACAGAGUGGGUGGCGCCGUUGUUGGUGGUGGGUGCUCGGGUAUUGGAGGUGGCUAAGUCGUCAAGUCGUCUGUGUUUGUGUGCAACGGUAUUGCGCGGUGUGCUACGGCGAGUGACAUUGUUACGAGAAGAAGGUAGGUUGCGUAAGUUGUCGCUUGGUAGUGCGUUGGCGGUGUUGCACCGGUGUUUGGUUCCUUGUUUCAAGAGCACGGGAUCGCGCCGUGCACGGCAAUAUUUGGCUGCAUUGGCGGCGGAGAUGGUAUGGUUGUUAAAUGGGGUGAAGGAGGCGGGGAGCUUAUGGGAAGAGAUGCAGCGCAGCUGGGCCAAGGUAGCGCUGGGUCAGGGUCUCCCGACCGAUGUGGUGGUCCGCGCCUUCGUGCAAGUGCCUUUGGCGCAUUCUUCGGCCGCGGCUCUCGAGUUACUGGCCGGUCAGCCACCGGCGAUUAUUUCCGAAGGCUUAGGCAUGUUAACCGAGUUGGCUCAACGGCAAAGACACUUCGCAUGCUCCCAUAAGGACGUACUACUGCUCAUGGAGUCCACACCAAACGUUGAAGUCGCUCGCGCCGGUUGUCGAUGCGUGCUCGCAGUGAAACCCAACUCGUCCAGCUCCACAAUGCGCAUUACUCGCACACCCACAAGCAAGUGGAGUCUCACAAGCAACAAGAUCAAACGCUGCCAGUAUUUACUAUUACACGACAUGCUACACGAGUGGAGCUCCAGUCCCGAAGUUGCAUUACUACUAACUGAAGUUGUUUUCAACCUCAUGGUACGACAGCUAAAAAAGAAGAAAGAAUUAAAUCGCGAAGGUCGAGCUGUAGUAAAUGCCGUGCUGCACAAACUCGUCAAACAGUUUUGCUUUGGUGAGGUGGACAUACGUUUCCGAGUCGCUGCCGCAGGGGUCGUAGUCAAAGUACUGGAUAACAUCUUUAUGAUUAAAAGACAAGAUCCCAAACUGGCCGAUCGACUGUUGGCACACAUUACAGCAGUACUCCCGCACUUGAUUCUAGACGAGGAGGUCCAGCUCAUUCGAAUGCCUUUGAGAUACGCACUACAGCGAGCGGCAAGACGAAGAUUAGACAAUGAAGGCCAAACGGGCGUGUCGCGCGAAGACCCCACACUCCCCGUCACUACCAACCACUUUGUUGUCUUGGUAAACAUGACCGAUGUCUCACUAAGGACUGUUGUGGCCGGACUCUGCGGCGUAGUCAACUCUGCCGAAGUCAACCACCUUGGCUCCGUGCAGGUACCAAACGUGUGCGCCGCACUCCCCACUUCUGACUCGCCUUUCGAAGACGAACUCCAAAAUUGCGGACACAGUGACGGACUUUUCCUCAACCUGCUCAUGCAGCUUACACCCCCCAUCAGCCGUAAAAUGUGCGCCUGGGAUGAUGAGGCACUGGUCAAAGCCACCGCCAUCAUUGCUGACGAUAUCAAAAACGUCAGCCGCACACUCACCUACGGCUUCCCCGAGUUCCGAGCAUUCAUGGAUCCCGCCAUCUACCCCAGUCUCGUCGCCGGCAAAUGCCUGGACCAACUCCUUGGCAUACCCGGCAGCGUCCACCGUAUAGAUUUUUAG
Messenger RNA from Gregarina niphandrodes, 1875 nucleotides. RefSeq lists its product as hypothetical. The record is from RefSeq and is a predicted model, not a curated record. The transcript has a single exon. Lineage: Eukaryota; Apicomplexa; Conoidasida; Eugregarinorida; Gregarinidae. Bases 1 to 1875 code for a protein of 624 amino acids.